AUGAAUCUGUGCCCUUUCUGUGACCCAGAAGCCAUGCGGGCUUGGUGCCCGGAAGGGCCAAAGAGGAAGACGCUGACACGUAUGUUCAAGGUGAUGCCGGAUGCUGACACCGUGGAAGCUGCUUUGGCGCGCAUCCCUGAAGAGUUCCAGGAGCACUUUCGCAAGCAACUGGAGCGGCAAAAAUGGUGCGGCGGCCUCGCCGACGAGGCUUGCAUUCUCGCAUUGCGUCCAAAGGGUGGUCGUGCGCGAGUCGAGCGAAGGGACGGUCGCUGCUUAUUCUGUGAUCCUGAUUCCCUCAGUGUCAAAUGCGCCACGGAGCAGGGGCGGAAGGUCGUCGCCAAGAAACUGGCAGAGAUGGCAGAAGCCAGCCGCAGACGAGCCAUGGAGGAUCGGAUUCCAGCAGAAUUGAGAGACGCUGUGAAUGCAUUGCUGAGAGGAAGCGUCGCCUGUCCGCGCCAGGUGGCCCGCGGCCUCGCCAGCGCGGUGACGGAGGAGGAACUGGACCAGCGGUGGAAGGCAGCCCUUGCAAAGAGUUCAACAUCCCGAGCGCCUGCAAACGCAGCAGACAAGGCUGCUCACCGCGCGAAAGUGCUGGCCGAUCGCGCCACGGCGCGGCGUCAUGCCGGCCGCAAGAAGGUCCGCGCCAAGCGCGGUGAGAGCGUCGACAACGAGACAGGCCUGCCUCGCGCAAAGAGGUCUGCGCGGGCUGCGGCGCUGGAGCGGUGGUGCCUCUACUACUCCUGGGCGCAGUGCCAGCAGUGCGGCAAGAUGCAGCCGCGGCAGCUGACGCAGCACACGCUCUUCAAGGACCAGAAGGUCACCAUCCCUGCACGCCAGUGCGCUCGGUGCAGCGCGACGCACAAACCUCCUGCCAUGAUGACCCUGGAGGACGUCCCAGCCGAGCUUCGCGGCCUCUCGGCAGCGGCGGCAGCGGCGCUCAGCCCCUUGGAGGUGGACGUGGGCCCGGAGAAGCGGGCCAAGUACCGUACUGGGUAUCGGGUGCAUGCUACCAUGAUGAGGCAGAAGGCCGCCUACAAGUACCUCCGCAUGAGUGAGCCCGCUGUUUACCGAGUCUUCGAUGCCGAGCACCGGGAAUUUGUGCAGGCGCACCCGGACGCAGACGAGACGCUUCGCCGGCGGCGCUUGCAAUUCAUCGAGCGCGAAGGCGUGGAGUGCGCCAUCUGGCCGUGCCUCUUCUGGCGCACGGACUUGACUUUCUCAGAUGAACGCGCGUCCGACCCUCGGCGGCAGCCGAGGGAAACCCUGGAAGAGGCCAUGUUUCCGAGAAGAAAUGCACAGGAGCCGGAGGCCGUGUCCGACGAGGACGAGGACGAAGCCAAGGAAGAAGAGGAUGAUCUGGUGCGGCACAGCGUCAAGAGGCUUUUUGCUUGCCUCUCCCUGGGCUUGCUGCUAGGCUUCACUGAGCAUUUUGAAAUCCUCCAGUACGUUUACGAUCUACACCUCUGGACAGAUUUGGGCUCCAAGCGCAACCUGGGCUACAGCGUGCCAACGCGCCUCAUGAUGGCGGGCGCAUCCUGGAGCCCGGUGUACUGGCGGCGGGUGCAGCUGGGACUCGUGGAUCUGGUGCGGCAGGUCGGAUUCCCGCAAUUCUUCUGGACGCUGUCGCCGUCCGAGUGGACCAUGCCCUAUCACAUCUACGUUCGCGACCGCAUGGAGAAGUUACUCAAGGAGCGGUUGCACCUCCCCGUAGAAGAAACUCUCCAUAUCGCGCACGUGCUGACACAAACAGCGAAAGGCUUCCUCAUGGGCGCCACCAGCGGCAAAGUGGCUUGGAAGGAUAAUGUGUUUCAUGUGCAAGACCCUCGUGGUCUGGGUCGCAGGUUGCACGCGUUCCUGCGGUUGGAGUUCCAGGGUGGAACCAGGAAGCUGCCGUCGCAGGACUACCAUGGGUCCGGGCGCGCGCACUUGCACAUGAUUGUCUUCGGCGCAGAGGACCUCAUUCGCAACCUUCCCAUCGACGCGACCGUCAGCGCCAGCCUGCCGAACUCUGAAGAAGACGUGGACAUGCACGGCUACGUGCUUGGUUCGCAGAUCGACCACGAGGGCGACAGCGGCCGCGAGAUCUGGGAGGCGCCCACCUGCUUCGAUGAGGAAGAGCGGUUCUGGCGACUGGCCCACUCGGAGGAGGACCACGACCGCGGGCUCCGCGCCUACGUCAAGGAUGUCUUGGACGCUCUGAAAUGCCACCAAGAUUUCUUGAUCGGCGACGACAAGGCCGGCAUGCUGCGCCGGUACAUCACGAAGUACCUCUCAAAAUUUUCGGACAGCGCGUCGCAAGACUGGCUCAACGACGACGCCGAUGCCACGAGCAUUGCCACCACGUUCUCAUGCGGUAUCAUCCGUUGGAGCCGGAGAUGA
Symbiodinium sp. CCMP2456 is the source of this 2379-nucleotide messenger RNA. Lineage: Eukaryota; Dinophyceae; Suessiales; Symbiodiniaceae. The record is from the annotation of a GenBank genome assembly.